Messenger RNA from Tigriopus californicus, 1695 nucleotides. Its product is annotated as cytochrome P450 6B1-like. Bases 72 to 1637 code for a protein of 521 amino acids. Gene Ontology annotation, molecular function: heme binding; iron ion binding; monooxygenase activity. The record is from RefSeq and is a predicted model, not a curated record. Lineage: Eukaryota; Metazoa; Arthropoda; Copepoda; Harpacticoida; Harpacticidae. The transcript has 2 exons.
CUUCAAACCUCUACAUAAAACCCCGUGAGUGCUCUGGAGCUUCCAUUUGAAGUCUGCAGAGUUUUAAGAAAAUGAGUAUUUUAAGUGCUCCAUUUCAACAACUGUGUGCCAUAUUUGGCUCAAUCACGUUCUUCCAAUGGAUAGCCAUCUUUGUUGUGUUUGUGUUCUACAUCUAUUGGAGCCUGACCAAGAACUACGGCAAAUUUGAGAAGCAAGGCCUAUUUUCUAUCCCUCCCAAGCUUUUAUUUGGAAACAAUCAGGAUCUUUUCCUUCAAACAAAGCCCAUGAUUACUUGCUAUCGUGAGUUCUACAAUCAAUUUGGAAACAACAAAUGUGGCAUCUGUUACGAAGGUCCCGAAGCUAAAUUCUACGUCAAAGAUCCUGAGCUCAUCAAACAAGUCAUGAUCAAAGAUUUUGACCAUUUUGUGGAUCUGAACUUCAUUCCCAAAGAGCUGGCCAACAUGCCAGUGAACGAAUUUGGUCUGGCUAAUGCUCUCGGUGAUGAAUGGCGAGCUCUCAAGUCCAGCAUCACGCCAGCCUUCAGCCUCAAGAACAUUAAGAACAUUGGGACCAACAUUAACGGACCAGCCUUGGAUGUGAUCGAUAGCUUGAAAAAGUGCCAAAACGGAGUUGCCAAUAUGGAACUCUACUCCGGAUAUUUUGCAAUGGAUUGCAUUGGGCGCAUUGUGUUCAGUAUAGAUUUUCAAACCACGAAAUCGGGUGGUAACGAUUUCGUUAAAUAUGGCGAUGGCUUUUUCGAAUCAUGGCGAUUCGCGUUUGCCUCCUUGAUUCCCAGCGUAGCCAAGAACCUGAACUUUGCCAUGUUUAAUCCAAAGUCCACAGGGUUCUUUUUGAAGUUGGCCCACAGUGUGCUAAGUGGUCGGGAUGGUACCAACGCAUAUCCCCCCGAUGUCCUGGGUCUCAUGAUGAAGAUCAGGGACGGAAAAUUGAUCCCCGAAGACGAUGAUGAGAAGGGCAGCAAACAGACCAUGGCUGCCAAAUGUAUGGACAACGAUAUGAUCUGUCGGACCCUCAUGCAAUUCUUUAUGGACGGAUACGACACGGUGAGUGCCAUGACGACCAUGUGCUUUUAUUACGUGGCCCAUCAUCCCGAGGUCCAAGACCGUCUCAUUGAUGAGGUGGACGAAUUAUCCGGUCGCGUGGGCACCAACAUUACCGGUGAUGAUGUGAAGGACCUUCACUACAUGACCCAAGUGUACAACGAGACCAGUCGCUUGGCUCCUUUCUCGUUUACGCUGCGACGCUGUACGAAGCCAUGGAAGGUUCCUGGCACAGAGGCAGUCAUUCCAGUGGACAUGGGUGUGGUCAUUCCGAUCGUUGGGCUCCACUAUGACCCGACCUACUUCCCUGAUCCAGAGAAAUUCAACCCAGACCGUUUUAGCACGGAAAAUAAGCACAAGAUCACUCCUGGCACAUUCAUACCAUUCGGUCUGGGUCCCCGUCAAUGUAUUGGCAUGAAGAUUGCUCAAAUGGAGGCCAAAAUCCUCAUGUACCAAGUGUUUCGGAACUUCCGAUUGGAACCGAGCGAGUCGACUCCUUUCCCUCCUAAGUGGCGAAGUGACCAUUUCAAUCGCAUUCAAGGCGGAUGCAAUCUGAAGCUUAUUUCACGUGUCUAAUUAUUAAUCCCGAUAUGUUCAGUUUAUCCCAAAAAUAAAACCUGGAUCUACUAAACAA